This is a messenger RNA of Rhizophagus irregularis DAOM 181602=DAOM 197198, 1278 nucleotides long. RefSeq lists its product as uncharacterized. Lineage: Eukaryota; Fungi; Glomeromycota; Glomeromycetes; Glomerales; Glomeraceae. The record is from RefSeq and is a predicted model, not a curated record.
AUGGACCCUCAAAAAUAUAAUGGAAAUAUUCAUCCAGACGAAUGGAUAAGCGAUCUUCAAACUUAUUUUAAUAUAAAACAAAACUUACAAGACUUGAUAAAUAUAAAUGCUGUUAAUAUAAAUAUUGUUAUAUCCUUAGUAGAUUCCACCAUUAAACUUCCAACUGGAAUUGAUAAUAUUGAAAAACUUCGUAAUGCACUUAAAGAAGAUAUUACCUUUACGGUAUUUAAGAAUACAAAUAAAAGAAAAUUACAAUCAUUAAAAUAUAAUCCUGAAAGAAAAGGUGGUGAUACUUCAAAUUUUAUUUCAACUUUUCGUAAAUUAUGUUAUAACGCUGAGAUUAAUGAUAUAGAAGAACAAAAAAAAUUUCUUUAUAAAUCACUUCCUAAUAAUCAUUUCAAUUACUAUGUUUCAAAUGAAUUUUUUGAGAAAAUGAAGAAUGUAAAUUCGAUUAAUGAAUUAGUUAAAAGAUUUGAAGAAAUUGUUUUAGAAGAAUCGAAUUUAAUUAGAAAUGGAUCUGUUGUAGCUUUAAAACAUGUUGCAACAGGAAAAUAUUUAAGUUCCAUUAAAAAUUUAUGUUAUACAACUGGAAGUCGGAAACAAUUGGAUAUAAAGCUUUUUGUAGGAAGUUCAGAGCCAGUUCCAAAUUCUUUAUGGAAAAUUGAAUUUGGUAAUGAAUUGGCUACUUAUGCGAAUAAUUCUAUAAAGUUACAACAUGUCUUGUCUCAUAAAUUUCUUGGAAUAUAUUAUUAUUAUUAUGACAAUACCAGUCGUUACUAUAUUGGAGAAUAUUCCAAAUCUCCGUCAACCAAUUAUACAGAAGUGAGUUGUUAUAAUAACACUGAUCACAGUCAUAGAUAUUGGAACGGAGAUUGGAUGUUUAAUCAUAGUAAAUUAGAAAAUCAUCAAGGGUUUUUAAAAUCAAAUGAUAUUAUUAAUCUUAAUAUUAAGAAAAUUUAUGCUAACAAUGAAGUUGAAUUUUUACGUAGUCAUGAUAUUCAAUUUACUAUUGGGAACGAUGUUUUCCAAGAAGUUGUUUGUCAUAAUGAAAGAUUAGGAGGAAAUGAUGAAUGGUGUAUUGAACUUAUUCACGAAGUUAAAAUUUUCUAAGCAACGUUUCCGAUACAUAUUUUGCCUUUAAGUUGUUCAAAUGGAUAGUACAUAUCUUUUAAAAAAGGCACUUUCCACAAAUAUGAAAUUGAUAAUGAAUUUCGACAUUAUAUAACAAAGUACGUUAAGACCGAAAAUUUAAUGUUUAAUUAUAACAAAAAAUUCAAG